AUUGCUGGCUUAGUGCGUUGAUUUUUUGCGGAUGGCGUGCAUACAUACGUUUAUAUGUAUACCUUGACGAAAAAAAAAUACAAAAAAUAUUUACAUAUAUUUGAUGUGAUAGUUGAGAAUUAUGCCAAUAGCAUAAACGCGAAUGCACGAAAUACAUAAAUGUUCUUCGAAAUAAGUCUCCAAAUCAUAUAAACAAGCAGAACAAACGGUGGCGUUGACUAAAAACCGGCUUUCUCGGAUAAAUAGCCUAUCUUGUUCGAAAAAAAUUCUUAUUGAUCGUGUUAAAUAUGUUAAAUGCAGUAGCGAAUAAAAAUAUCUUAUCAUAUACACAUUUUGAAAAUAAGAUCGCUAACGUAUCAACCGAAGUCAUCGACAGAAAAAGUAUGAUCAAAUUGCAUAAAUUAGAGCUGCGAAACGCCAUUGUACCUACUGUAAUGAUUAAGUGAUCUGGAUUGCGUUUAAUUUUGAAGGUCGCUGCAAGCUUGAAAAAAUAUCACAAAAAAUCACAUACAUACUACCUAUGACUGUGUGUAUAUAUAGAACUAUGCAGAUGCCUAAAAGAUGGCCAAAUCACGAAAUGUCCUUUACGCUGCUGGAUUAACUUGUUUGGGAUUUUUGUGCUUUGCAUUAGCCUCGGCAGCAGUGGGAAUACCUAUUUGGGGUUAUUAUGACAGUCCGACAGGUGGCUAUGACUUCGAUCGGGGUUAUUUUGGCCCUUUUAAGGUUUGCAAGCAGUUAACAUAUAAUCGAGAAAAAUGUGGCAACGAUGUUUCGAAAUUUCGACUUUCCACUGCCGCCAAUGUAAGUGGGUUAUUAGCCAUAAUGAGCUCGGCGACUUUAGGAAUCUUCUGCAUUUUAUCAAUAAUACAAAUAGCGAUGAUAUCUUCUCGAGAAAAAGUUGUAAUGCGAUACACAACAUUGGUGAUAUUUAAGAUGAUCUUGGCGCUGAUUUCAUGUUUGUUGGCGACAAUCGCAACAAUAAUGUUCGCCCUGCAAAUCGAUGAGUCGGAAAAAUAUGGAUUUAGAAUAUCUCGUGGUAUAUCAUUUUAUUUGCAGAUUGUGGUUAUAGUUUUAACGAUUGGACUUUUUCUUGUUGCACUCUACGAUGUUCUUUUUUCACGUCGCCCAGGCGGAGACCCCACUAUGAUUGUGGAUGCAACAUCACCGGCCAGCGCAACGACAUAUAACAAUCCUGGCUACAAAGAACCACGCUCAAGAAAUGGAGUUUCUGUCACUGAUGCAUCUGGAAAGCCUUAUAGCAGUAUACGUAACGGAGGUAGUGUGGCAUCCAUGUCUACUACUAUGACCAGCGUUUCAAACGGCUCGACAAUGGAAUCAGUAACACGUUCACCACUCCGUUCCAGCUUGAAGAAACCGCGUCCUCCUCGAGAUCCUGCGUUGGGUAUCCAAAAUCCGGGCUUCUCAGGAUCUGGUAGUUCACCGCCUAUGCAUCGCAGUAAUAGUGUAAAAAAGGUUCGAAUACAAACGCACAGUACAGAGGUGUGAGAACCGUUUAACAAAUAUAAUUUAAGGUAAAUGUUUUCUUGCUGUCAAAUAUUGAGGACUCUAGGGCAAAAAAAAA
This is a messenger RNA of Rhagoletis pomonella (apple maggot), 1582 nucleotides long. RefSeq lists its product as uncharacterized. The coding region runs from base 562 to 1506 and encodes 314 amino acids. Lineage: Eukaryota; Metazoa; Arthropoda; Insecta; Diptera; Tephritidae. The transcript has 9 exons. The record is from RefSeq and is a predicted model, not a curated record.